Messenger RNA from Brassica oleracea var. oleracea, 1360 nucleotides. Its product is annotated as probable inactive purple acid phosphatase 29. The coding region runs from base 93 to 1244 and encodes 383 amino acids. The transcript has 3 exons. The record is from RefSeq and is a predicted model, not a curated record. Gene Ontology annotation, cellular component: cytoplasm. Lineage: Eukaryota; Viridiplantae; Streptophyta; Magnoliopsida; Brassicales; Brassicaceae. Gene Ontology annotation, molecular function: hydrolase activity, acting on ester bonds.
GCGUCUUCCUACAUGAUAUUGCUUAUAAACAUUUCUGCAAUGUGAGACUAGACUACAACCAAAUCCAUCUCAUCGAUCUUGGUUCAAUAACAAUGGCGGACAACAAAACAAAAACAAGCUUGUUUGACUUCUUUCUCCUCUCCGUGUUUUUGGUCUGUCUCUGUUUAGCUCCGGUUCCAGCAUCAGCACAAGGUCGGAAACUCAGUUUCGGCGUGAACGGCCAGUUCAAGAUUCUGCAAGUGGCGGAUAUGCACUACGCAAACGGCGGGACUACUCGGUGUCAAAACGUUCUUCCUAGCCAGAUGGCACACUGCUCCGACCUCAACACCACCGCCUUCAUGUCUCGAGUCAUGGCCGCCGAGAAACCUGACCUCAUCGUCUUCACCGGUGAUAAUAUAUUUGGGUCUAAUGUUAAAGACGCUGUGAAGUCCAUGAAUGCUGCGUUUGCUCCAGCGAUUGCGGCUAAGAUCCCUUGGGUUGCUGUUUUGGGAAACCAUGAUCAAGAAUCUACAUUGUCCCGACAAGAACUCAUGAAACAUAUCGUGAAGCUUCCCAACACUUUGUCUAAAGUGAACCCUCCUGAGGCUGCUCAUUACAUCGAUGGGUUUGGUAAUAACAAUCUCCAAAUCCAUGGAGCUGUUGAGUCAAGUCUACAUAACAAAUCCGUUCUCAAUCUCUAUUUUCUCGACAGUGGAGAUUACUCUAGUAUUACUUCCCUCUCCAAAAAAUAUGAUUGGAUAAAAACUUCUCAGCAGUUCUGGUUUGACCAGACUUCGAAACGUCUCCAGAAGGAGUACAAUAAAGAGCCUAAUCCUCAACAAGGUACAGCUCCAGGACUAGCUUACUUCCACAUUCCAUUUCCGGAGUUUUGGAGCUUUGACUCAAAGAACGCCUCUAAAGGAGUGAGACAAGAAGAAACAGGCUCGGCUACCACAAACUCGGGUUUCUUCACGACGUUGGUAGCUAGAGGAGAUGUGAAAUCAGUGUUUGUGGGUCACGACCAUCUCAAUGACUUUUGUGGUGAACUCAAAGGUUUGAAUCUAUGUUAUGGUGGUGGGUUUGGAUAUCAUGCGUAUGGUAAAGCUGGGUGGGAGAGGAGGGCGAGAGUUGUGGUUGCUGAUUUGAACAAGAAGGGUACAGGAAGCUGGGGAGAUGUGAAAUCGAUUAGGACAUGGAAGAGGCUCGAUGAUCAGCAUCUCUCUGUUAUUGAUGAGCAGGUUCUUUGGACCAGUUCUCCAAAGUGAUCAGUGUUUCCUCGUUUAAUUAUGACUCUAUGUCCUUAUGUUUCAUCUGAUUAUAAUAAUUUGAUUUUAUAGAAGCGGUUUAAGCGGAUAUCAAAUAAUCAUACUUUUGAAUAUAA